GCAUAAUGGAACCUUAGACAAAAGGAGACACUUAAAGUGUAAUGCCAAUAGAACGUCAGAAUGUGUAAUGUAAAAGCAAGCUAGGAAGGGUCAACAAACAUGACAAUGGCGAUACGAUGGAUACAUCUACAACGAGAGUGUGUCAACUACCCUAAAUAUCUAAGUGUCCACGAUACAGCUUAGUCUCGGUAAAUACACACAGCCGUAUACCACGCCAUGCUAUCAUGUCCCCAAUAAGAUGUCUUCGUUACGUAAAUAUGAAUCAGAUUACCUACCUCACUAGACAUCGGACGCUAUCGCCUUGUAGGAGUUAUAAUCUCUUUGGUUGUUACGUUAAAGUGGAAUAUCACCUCAAACUAUCAUGGUUGUAGCUGCGAAGGAGAAAGAGUCGCCAUUAAAAGAGGAAGAGGAGGUUCCGUGCUGCUGUUCCCAGAGAUGGAUUCUUUCCUACACAGGAUUCCUGGGGUUCUGUUGUAUAUACGCUGUCCGUGUCAACUUCAGUGUGGCCAUUGUUUGUAUGGUGAAAACGUCAGAUGUCCUCACUAAUGGUACCAGUCUGGUCAACCAAUCAGAUGUCGGGACUUGUGUGGCAGAGGCUGCAAAUGUUAAAAACGAUGAGCACGCAGAGUUUGACUGGGACAAAAGCACUCGAUCAACCAUGCUGGCUUCCUUCUUUUACGGAUACAUAUGUACCCAGGUCCUCGGGGGCUGGCUUUCCGACAGAUUUGGCGGGAGGCGCGUGCUUGGGUACACCACAUUGUUUGCCGCCAUUUGUACACUCCUCACACCAGUGUGUGCUCGCGCAUCAGUACCCCUUAUCUACGUCCUCCGUGUGCUCCUUGGACUCGCCACGGGUGUAUCAUUUCCUGCUAUGCAGUCGAUUUGGGGUCGAUGGGCACCACCGUUUGAACGCAGCAAGCUGGUUUCCGUAUCAUAUUUGGGCACUAUGUUUGGAAAUAUCGCCACGUUUGCUUCCUCUGGAGUAUUGUGUGACUAUGGAUUCGACAACGGAUGGGGGUCAAUAUUUUACAUAACUGGGGGCCUGACAUUUCUCUGGGUUCUCAUGUGGUUUUACGUAUCGGCUGACUCGCCACAGGAACACAGGCGGAUUUCAGCUGUGGAACGCGAGCACAUCGUCUCCAGCAUCGAGUAUAAUACUACUAAAAGGACAGCGAAAGUUCCAUGGAAAGAUUUGAUGAAGUCACGUGCAAUGUGGGCGUGCCUCACAGCUCACGUGUGCAAUAAUUGGACAAAUUAUACUCUACUCACCAGCCUUCCGGCCUUUAUGAAGGCAGUUUUGAAAUUCGACAUCAAACAGAAUGGUGUGCUGUCCGCAGUUCCUUAUCUGUGUUCGGCUUUUUCCGGGUUUCUCGCUGGACAAACAGCCGAUGUUAUUAGGUCUAGAAAAAUCCUCUCAACGACAGCAACGAGACGUUUAUACCAGGUAUCAGCGUUCGUUGGAGCAGGCGUGUUUUCCGUGGCAACUGGUUUCGCUACGUGUGAGCAUCGGGAUAUGGCUGUGAUCUUCCUAUCAAUCGCCGUUAUGUUUACCGGGCUUUGCAGGGCUGGAUACGUUGUAAACCAUGUUGACUUCGCACCCAAGUACGCUGGUACGCUGUACGGAAUAACAAACACAGCAGCCACCGUGCCGGGAAUGGUGGCCCCGAUCGUAGCAGGGGCGCUCACACCAAACGACACACAGGCGGAGUGGAGGAACGUUUUCUAUGUAUGUGCAGCCUUCGACUUGUUUGGCGCCUUAGUGUUUGGAAUGUUUGGGUCCGGUGAACUUGAACCUUGGGCUCGAGAUCCUGAUGACGACAAACAGAUCGAUGAUGUAGUCAUGACCAGUAUCGAUGUAGAGAAGGCCCCAAACAUGGACAACUUCAAAAUGGACGACGAUAACUGUGUCGUGGAGCCUGAAGUUAAUGGCGUGGUAAACGAGACUAGUGAAAGCAGCGCCCCCUUGGAACAGAAGGGAGAUGAUGACUCCAUGACCGAGUCAAGCACUUUGAAGGAUUCUGAUGACGCGACGGGUAUGUCAUCAAAUUUAAUGAUUGACGAUGCUGACCUGUCGCCAGAAAGAGACGAUUUAAGUGAUGAACAUUUAGAGACCAAAAAAGAUGAAAUUGACACAACAAACGUCAUCAGUCAGGAGCAGAAAUUAACUGAAAUAAUGUUUUUUGGAACACGUGUAUCAUUAGAAAUUAUUGCUGAACAGACAAACGAAGCAUAACAUAUUUUGAAAUAUGUGUUCAGUGUCGAAAUGGAGACACUUAACUUAUAUUUGAUCUUCUUACAACAGGGGAUAAUAUUAUACGGAGGUCACUUCCUAUUUAACAAAUGUCGAACUAUUUAUGCUCGGUAAUAAACAAAUAUUUAUCCUAUUGCAUGUACACUGUUUCGUAGCAUGCUUAAUAGAUACAGAUCUUGCACAGCGGCAACACACAAGUACAGAGGUUUGCCGUAGCUAGAUAGGAGAUAUUUACUGAUCAGGCACUGGUUACAUGAAAUACUAUUACGCAAACGUCUUCAAGCGCUAAUUCAAAUCUGUAUUUGGAGUUUUCUAUUGUAUAUAUGUGUGGUGUUUGAGUUCUUUUACAAAAACGACGAGUACCAUAUACCUUUGUUCAGUGGGUAAUUUAUUUCCCUGUAACAAUAUUAAAACACACAUGAGACAAUAUACAG
Molecule: messenger RNA, 2685 nt
Organism: Mizuhopecten yessoensis (Yesso scallop)
Lineage: Eukaryota; Metazoa; Mollusca; Bivalvia; Pectinida; Pectinidae
Product: sialin-like
Exons: 12
Coding region: 362-2233 (623 amino acids)
Biological process (GO): monoatomic anion transport; transmembrane transport
Molecular function (GO): transmembrane transporter activity
Source: RefSeq, a predicted model, not a curated record